AUGGCCUUCGGAUACAAAGGAUGUGGAGGAAAUAAGAACAAUUUUGACACGGAUGGCACUUGUACUUCUUUAUGUAAACCAACGAGCAUCAACUGGUGUCCAGAGGACUGUAAAACCGACGGAUACUAUAAGAGGCGAUUGACUGGUGGUGGAAUUUGCUGUAGUAAAGAUGUCAGAGACAAGGUUGAAUCGGACUACGCUCCAGUAUGUGGAAAAGGAAGAAUUGCAUUGAUUGUGAAGAACGACGGAAACGAGAUCUUGUUGAUUGGAAAGAAUUGA
This is a messenger RNA of Caenorhabditis briggsae, 279 nucleotides long. The transcript is spliced from 3 exons. Gene Ontology annotation, molecular function: serine-type endopeptidase inhibitor activity. Bases 1 to 279 code for a protein of 92 amino acids. The record is from RefSeq and is a predicted model, not a curated record. NCBI's taxonomy places the organism in Eukaryota, Metazoa, Nematoda, Chromadorea, Rhabditida, Rhabditidae.